Messenger RNA from Lineus longissimus, 2337 nucleotides. RefSeq lists its product as uncharacterized. Gene Ontology annotation, molecular function: ATP binding; protein kinase activity. The record is from RefSeq and is a predicted model, not a curated record. The transcript is spliced from 12 exons. The coding region runs from base 107 to 1915 and encodes 602 amino acids. Gene Ontology annotation, biological process: protein phosphorylation. NCBI's taxonomy places the organism in Eukaryota, Metazoa, Nemertea, Pilidiophora, Heteronemertea, Lineidae.
CUCUAGGACACUGCUGACGUGAGCAUGCAACUGUGAUGACCUGACACUUGUGCCGUCCUUAACAAACAAAGCAAAAGCCAAGUCCUGGAACGCCGUUGUCAUCAACAUGGCAGACUCCAGGGAUGUUACAGGUGGGCCUGGACCACCAGAGCAAUCCCAGAAUAGAUCAAAAGAGAAGAAGCGAAGACAUGGGCAUUCCAGUGGUUCCAGAGUUAACGUCAAAGACGGUGAAAGUGGGUAUUCGGAAAAUCGAGGAAAAACGGAGCGGGUGAAAUCAAAGGAGGCGGGGAGUGAGCCGAUUUCAAAGUGCGAGAAAGCGGUGGAUUCAGUCGGUAGUGGUGAGAAGAAAGGUCGGACUCGGAGGAAUCCUGAGGAGGAGGUGCCAAGGAAUGGGGCGGGUGACUGCACGAGUGGUGAUCAGGAUGUGGACAAUGCUCGCGACGAAACGACUCAGGAACGCGAGAGACUCGGUCGGGAAGCGGAGGCGGACCGACGCACGAAUAUAUCCGCGCAGGGAGAGAUUGAACAGCAGAACAGCGCGGAUCGUAAGGGUGGCAAUAAUCAGACGAAUACGGAACACAGGAAAAAUAAGUCUGAGCCGGACUCGGAAAAUAUUGGCAAAGAGCGUCCUGUAAGCGGACAGACUGCGGCGAGAAAUCAGAAAGAAAAGUUAGUCAAGGAACACACGAGGAGUUAUUCUGAUGGCGGGGCGGUGUUUGUGAGCCCGCGUCGUCAGCGCAGCGAUUCCAACGGACAGCAUAGCGAUCAGGGCAUUUAUGAUAAUGAGCAUGCCGAGGUUGUGUUAUCGCGAUCGCGGUCGCUGAAGUACGAUCGUCAGGGAAGCCGCGCCGAUUUUCCACCGCGGUUACUGGUGGUUUCGAGUAAGAUAAAGAACAUUAUGUCCCUACAGAAUGCCCUACUGCCUCAAGUGACGUUUUUGCAAUAUAAGUUCGAGACAUCGACUUUUGAUGGUUUGAUAGGUUUAAUAGGCCAAUUCCUGCUCAAUAAGAAGUUUCACAGUGUUGCCUUAGUUCUCCAUGGCCCGGUGGGCGUGAUACAGUUGUGUGGGAAAGAGGAAAAGCCGCUCAAUAAAGAUACCGUCCUUGACCACGCAGGUAUUCGUGGCUUCUUCUCCAAACUCUUCAGUCUCCAUGGCAACAAGGAGGCAGCGAACCUCCGCCUCGACUUCUUGGCAUGUAACGCCGCUCAGGGACAAGAUGGCGGACAGGGCAUCGUCAACGAGCUGGAGGCUCUGCUGGGGGUGUCGGUUGGUUUGUCUCGAGACAUUGUCGGAGCGGAGCUGGUCAAAGACCCGUCCUCAAAAAGUACGGUUGGGGAGCUCUACUUCCAUCUUGAGUGUCUCCGUGGAUGGAGUGGACAUUACCAGCAGUCGAUGGCCGGCUUUGAGAAGAUCAGAACCGUUGGGAAAGGGGCAUAUGGCGCGGCCGUCCUCUACCGGAAACGUGACGACGACUCCCUGGUCAUACUCAAAGAAAUCAACAUGCACGACUUGAAUGCAGCAGAGAGACAACUAGCUCUUAACGAGGUCAAAGUUCUCGCCGUCUUAGACCACCCGAACAUCAUCAGUUAUUACGAUAGUUUUGAAGAAGACGGCGUCCUGAUGAUUGAAAUGGAGUAUGCAAAUGGAGGGACGCUAGCUCAAUACCUCUCUCAUAGGGACGCUCCACUGGACGAGAAGGAAAUACUAGAAAUCUUCCAACAGAUGGUGGCAGCCAUUCGUCACAUUCACGAACAUAACAUACUACACAGGGAUAUGAAAACGGCCAACAUCUUCCUGACAAAAGAGGGCGUUGUUAAAGUCGGCGACUUUGGAAUCUCAAAGAUAAUGUCAACUGCUGAUAAAGGAGCGAAUACAGUGCUGGGAACGCCUUAUUAUAUAUCAGCCCCGAAAUGAAAAUGUCUACGGCUCCUCAACAAAGGAAGAUUUAUAAGUUCACUAUGGUGAAGGAUGUAGCGCUUCUAAAAGAGAUUGUAGCCAUCAACCCUUUCUCUGAACCGUCAAAGUGGAAAGAAGUGCUUCAGAACUUUAAUUUUUAUUUCACCGGGGAGGGACAAGAAAAAAAGGAUGCAACUGAAAGAGGCAUUGUCGAUCGAUUUGCUGUUCUCCUCACAAAAUUCAAGAAGGAUGAACUUACAUCUGUCAGAGUGAAACUGUCGAGGAGGAGGAAGCAGGUGAAAACUUACCUGAUAUUAGUCAUAAUCAGAGGCAGGCUGCAUCUGAAAGACCUCGUCCCCAAUCACGACCUCGCAUCCGACUUCAACUUCAUCGAAGUCGAAGAUCAAGAAGUGAUACCAGAAUUGAAGCACCAUUACAAG